Messenger RNA from Misgurnus anguillicaudatus (oriental weatherfish), 1221 nucleotides. NCBI's taxonomy places the organism in Eukaryota, Metazoa, Chordata, Actinopteri, Cypriniformes, Cobitidae. The record is from RefSeq and is a predicted model, not a curated record.
ACUCUCUGUGUAUGUAAAAAGACUGCGUAGUGGCCGUACAGUCAGUCAGUCUUUGCGUUUUCAACUGCUCGUACACUAGGAUACAGUAAGGAUGUCUGAUCAAUCUGUCUUUGAUGUGGACGUAUGGACCCUUACACGCUUCGUCAUGGAGACCGGCCGCCAGGCGAAGGGGGCUACAGGAGAACUUACACAAGUCAUUAAUUCCAUCUUAACAGCUAUUAAAGCCAUUUCGUCAGCUGUGAGGAAAGCAGGACUUGUUCACCUUCAGGGCAUUGCUGGAAGUGUAAACGUCACAGGUGAUGAGCAGAAGAAGCUGGAUGUACUGUCUAAUGAUCUGGUCAUCAAUAUGCUUCAGGCCUCUUAUGGCACCUGCUUGAUGGUGUCGGAAGAGAACGAGAAUGCCAUCUACACACCCGCUGAGAAAAGAGGCAAAUAUGUGGUCUGUUUUGACCCCCUGGAUGGCUCCUCCAACAUUGACUGUUUGGCUCCUAUAGGCACCAUCUUUGCCAUCUACAAAAGAAUCUCUGAUGGAGAGCCCAAUGAUAAAGAUGCCCUUCAGGCAGGCAAACAGAUCGUAUGUGCAGGUUAUGGUCUGUAUGGCAGCGCCACAGUAGUGGCUCUCACUACAGGAGCUGGUGUUAACUUCUUCAUGCUGGACCCAGCAAUUGGUGAGUUUAUCCUGACUGAUAGAAAUGUGAAGAUCAAGAAAAAGGGGAAGACGUACAGCAUCAAUGAGGGCUAUGCAAAGUAUUUUGAGCCUCCUGUGAAUGAGUAUUUAAAGCACAAGAAAUUUCCAGAGGAUGGCAGUGCCCCUUAUGGUGCCAGAUACGUUGGCUCUAUGGUGUCUGACAUACACCGAACCAUUGCUUAUGGUGGCAUUUUCCUGUAUCCAGCCAAUGAGAAGAGUCCAAAAGGAAAGCUGAGGUUGCUGUAUGAGUGUAACCCCAUAGCCUUCCUCAUUGAGCAGGCUGGAGGUAUAGCCACAACAGGGACUCAGCGUAUCCUGGAUAUUCAACCCGAGGCACUGCACCAGAGGGUCCCUUUCGUGGUGGGCUCCCCAGAUGAUGUGGAGGAAUACUUGUCAUUUGUCAAGAAAUAUCAAAAAUAGUUGUUAACUCACCUGACAGAGUCACACAAAACUUACGUUGUUUUUUAGUAGAGCCAGUGAUAAUUGUCCUUUUUGUAACAAAGAACCAAAUUAAAUUUUCACUAUUAAGUUUU